Messenger RNA from Aspergillus costaricaensis CBS 115574, 1445 nucleotides. RefSeq lists its product as uncharacterized. The transcript has a single exon. Gene Ontology annotation, cellular component: nucleus. Gene Ontology annotation, molecular function: DNA-binding transcription factor activity; transcription cis-regulatory region binding. The record is from RefSeq and is a predicted model, not a curated record. Gene Ontology annotation, biological process: positive regulation of transcription by RNA polymerase II. The coding region runs from base 15 to 1445 and encodes 476 amino acids. NCBI's taxonomy places the organism in Eukaryota, Fungi, Ascomycota, Eurotiomycetes, Eurotiales, Aspergillaceae.
CUGUCGACCGCACGAUGUUCUCCCUCUUCCCUCGCCGCAACCGGGGUCUGAAACUCAGCGGGCGUGAGAACCAGGACAUCCGCUACCUGACCCACUGCUGCCGACGGACCAUUGUUGCAAUUGGCGAAUGCCCGCAGCCCUUACUUGAAGACAUCCUCCAACUGGCGUCCGAGAAUGCGACUAUUCUCAGCGCGCUGCUGGCCUUGUCGGCGCGACAACGCCUUUCCGACGAGGAUCACGCCCACCCCAACCAUCCCGCGAGAGGGUUGGCGCCCCAUGCGCAGCACAGCCUGUCGUGUUGGGAAGCGCUCGACUGGUACCAGGCGACCAUCACCAAGGUGCGAGCGACGCUGUCCCGUCUACAGACGCUGGGGAGCCAUGUGAGCUGUGGGGAUGCUGUGGAGGUCCUGUGCUCCUGCGAGCUGUUGGCGCUAUUCGGAUUUCCGGAGAAAGUCCACAACUGGUCGGUGCAUGUGAGGGGCAUGAUCGCUUUUAUCGAGUCGCUGGAUCUCGAGCUCUUUCGCACGGUGCCGCUUGUGCGGAAUGCGCGAACCAUAGCCGCGUAUUGGGAUAUCUCCGCCUUUGCUUUGAACCGGCCAGAGAUGAGUCAACAUACAUGGCUGCGCUGGGGGAUUUGUCCGCUGCCCAGGGGGCAAGGGGAUGAAUUUGCUGGAGACGCACCCGCAGCGUUUUCGCCGUUUGAGGUCACAACAGGGUACCCCGAGACGCUGAUUACAGUGAUUGCGCUUGUUUCCGCGGUCAUGGAAGAUGUUCACGGUGCGGGCACCGUGGUUGACGAAUGGAUCGCUUGCUGCAUCCAAGAUCUGCUACGGAACACAGGCCGGGGAGAUGAAACACUGUCGGCGGACGAUCAUGACAGUGUCUCUCUGCAAGAUUGUCCGGUAUCAUAUUGGACCUCGCGAAUGCACGUAAUUAUCGCCGAGUGGGAGCCACCCGCCAUCCCACCGCACAUAUCGACAACACUGUCUCUUGCGUUGACCAACGCCUGGGAGAUCAUACGCAAAGCCGCACAUAUUUAUCUAACCCGUGGUGGGUUUGCGACUAGCGUAUACACACCGAGAUCAAUCCAGCGGGAGCGAAUAAACCGAAGAUUCGUCCGCGAGAUGAUCUUCGGGCUGCAAUCGUUGAUUUCUCUUGCCGAGGAGCAGGAAAUCACCAUCGCCAACGCCAUGAUCUGGCCGAUGACGGUGAUCGGAAACGAGAUCUGCGACGAUAGAUCGCUACAGCGGGAGCUUGUUGCCUUGUUCCACCGAUUACAGAAAUAUUUUCGCAUUGCACAUUUCAAUCAGGUUCUCGAACUAUUAGUGGAGCUAUGGCAACGGUUUGCAGAUUCUACGUCCUUGGUGGAUUCGAUGGAACCUCCGGCAGCCCUCAGUCUGCAGAUUCUAGCCGCAGAGAAAGAUCUCUCUGUUCCUCUGUUCUAG